This is a messenger RNA of Sphaerodactylus townsendi, 4267 nucleotides long. RefSeq names its product Myb like, SWIRM and MPN domains 1 (gene MYSM1). Gene Ontology annotation, cellular component: BRISC complex; BRCA1-A complex. The record is from RefSeq and is a predicted model, not a curated record. The transcript has 20 exons. Gene Ontology annotation, molecular function: polyubiquitin modification-dependent protein binding; metallopeptidase activity. Bases 90 to 2417 code for a protein of 775 amino acids. Gene Ontology annotation, biological process: double-strand break repair. Lineage: Eukaryota; Metazoa; Chordata; Lepidosauria; Squamata; Sphaerodactylidae.
GACGCCAUUGAGGUUGGCGGAAUGUGACCACCCAGACCUUCCACCCGGUUUCCUGUCUCCUUCUCGCGAGAUCUGGGGAAGGGUCCAGUAUGGACGCUGUAGAGGAGGUAGAUGUCGAUGUUGAAGGCGACGCGACGGCCGCGGGAGAAGCCCGGUCCGGAAGCUAUGAUAACCCGUCAUCCAGUUUACUCCACGAUCACUACCUUGAUGCAACUUGGAGAACUGAUACUGGUCUUCCUUGGAGUCUUGAUAGCACAAUUAGUGAAGAGAACAAGGUUGCUAUUGAGAAGAUGUUGUUGGAAGAGGAAUACUAUCUGUCUAGUAAAUCGCCUUCAGAAAGACUUUGGCAUGAUUUGAAGGAAAGUGAUAAAAAGUGCAUAAAAAGUCUUCACAAGAAAGAUGGAAAAAUCACGAUAUGUUCACCUACAAAAUCUAGUGUGUCAUUAAAGUGGACAUUACAAGAGAAAGAGUUAUUUGAACAAGGACUGGCUAAAUUUGGCAGAAGGUGGACGAAAAUUGCCAUGAUGAUUAACAGUCGCAGUGUUCUUCAAGUAAAGAGCUAUGCCAGGCAAUAUUUUAAGAACAAGACAAAAACAGAUGGCUUGCAGAAAAUGGAACAGCAUCAAUGCCUCAUUCCUCCAGUUCUUAAUAGUGAUGAGAACGAAGAAGAAAAAGCAGCAUUAAGAGGUCGGGCAGACCCUAAUCUGAAUGCAGUAAAAAUUGAAAAAUUAUCAGAUGAUGAGGAAGUAGACAUCACCGAUGAGAUGGAUGAGCAGCUUUCUUAUGCACCUCAGCAAGAAUCUGGGAAGUCUGAACUAUUAGAUAGCGAAAGGAGUCCAGCUGAAAAAAACAGUUGGGCAGAAUCCAUUUUGGAUCCAACUGUGAUUCUGCCUGGAAGAUACAUUACAAAGUCUGAACAAAGUGAAGUUGAAAGUCCAGAAAGUGCAAUUUUCUGUUGUGAAAAAAAUGAUUGUGAACUUGUGAAGUCACAUCAUCCCAAGUGUACCAGCUGGUUUUCUAAUUUAGAGCAUUGUGGAGAACAAGGUGACCUGGCUGAUAAUAGUAGUAUUUUUCAUUGUUCUGACCAAGUGGAAGAGGAGAACCCGACUGAAGCAGAGGAACUUAAGCCACCUGACCAAGAAGUGGAAAUGGAUAAAAAUAUCAUACUGGAAGAAGAAAAGCAAGCAAUUCCAGAAUUUUUUGUGGGACGUCAGGCCAAAACCCCUGAACGCUACUUGAAAAUUAGGAACUACAUUUUAGAUCAGUGGGAAAAAAUCAAGCCAAAAUACCUGAACAAAACCUCAGUACGUCCAGGAUUGAAGAACUGUGGUGAUGUAAACUGCAUAGGCCGGAUACACACAUACUUGGAAUUAAUAGGAGCAAUUAACUUUGGCUGUGAGCAAGCUGUGUAUAACAGACCACAGUCUGCUGACAAAAUACGACCUAAAGAGGGCAAGGACACAAUAGAAGCCUAUCGGCUUGUGCAACGGCUGCAGUCUAUGCGGACAAGGAGACGCCGAGUCAGAGACCCCUGGGGAAACUGGUGUGAUGCCAGAGAUUUGGAAGGACAGACAUUUGAGCAUCUCUCUGCUGAGGAGUUGGCUAAGAGGCGAGAAGAUGAAAAACACAAACUACCAAAAACAUCUAAAGGGCCAAGACACAGAAAAAGUUCAUUUGAUCCCUUUCUGUUGAUCCCUUGCUGUUCCUUCACAGAACAAAAGCCAGAACCUUUCCAAGUAGCAAUAGCACCAGAGGCACUUCUGAUUAUGGACUUGCAUGCUCAUGUUUCAAUGGCAGAAGUAAUAGGUCUACUAGGUGGAAGAUAUUCUGAAAUUGGUGGAAUACUUGAAAUCUGUGUAGCAGAACCAUGCAAUAGCCUCAGUACGGGCUUACAAUGUGAAAUGGAUCCUGUAUCUCAAACUCAGGCAUCAGAGACGCUUGCUGCUAGAGGUUACAGUAUUAUUGGAUGGUAUCAUUCCCACCCUGCUUUUGAUCCUAAUCCUUCAAUACGAGAUAUUGAUACACAGGCUAAAUACCAGAACUAUUUCUCCAGAGGUGGCUCUGUGUUUGUUGGAGUGAUCAUAAGUCCAUAUAAUCGAAAUAAUCCACUUCCAUAUUCCCAGAUUACAUGUCUGGUAAUCAGUGAUGAGAGCAGUUCUGAUGGCUCCUAUCGCUUGCCAUACAAAUUUGAAGUACAACAGAUGUUGGAAGAACCUCAAUGGGAACUAGUAUUAGAAAAAACGCAAUGGAUAAUUGAAAAAUACAGAAUGUCGCACAGUUGUGUGCCCAUGGACAAAAUCUUCCACAGAGAUUCAGAUCUGACCUGCUUACAGAAGUGUGUGUUUUUUGUAUUGUCCUUCAACUAUAACCUAGCUGUUGGAGUGUGUAAGGAAGACUCUGGACCAUGUGGCAAAUAGCUUCAUUGCUGAAGAAUUCUUGGCUCAGAUAGAAAACUUAUUCCUCUCAAGCUACAGUAAUGACAAAUGGAAUAAUACUACUGAAGAGAAUAGCAUGUGUCUCAAUGACCUGCCAACAUGAUAGUGUUGAAAAGAACUAUCACUUGCUUUACAGCACGUUGCCAUUCUUUCGUGACAUCCAAAGUUGUUAAAGAAAUUGACUUGCACUGAAAGACAAUGUGACGUAAUCAUGACAAACCACCUAAUGUCCAGCAUAUUUCUAAUCUUUUGAAAUGAUGGUUAUACUGGAGACAUAUUCAUGGAAUAUUUGGCAUUAGUAAAGUACCCUUUAUUGGUUCCCAGAAUAGCUAAAAUGAAACUGUUCUAUUUUGGACCAAAAGAUCAGUGUUCAUAUUGUAUCUUACCUAGUUCACAUGUUUUGUUUAAGGCACGUCACUGUAGAGUACAUUUCAUUGCCUAGUGUAAGAUGCAUCUGUCCUAUUUAUAAACUAAGCAGUGUUGUAUAUUGCUAAUAGCAGGAAAGGAAGGAAAACUGUUUUAAAGCGAUUGUAAUGGGCACAAUUUCUGUGGAGAAUCUGAGGUUCAACGUAGAUGUGGUGUUAGGUCCACCUCCCAUGGUUUUUGCUUCAAAAAUAAAUAACUGAGCCACCUCCCUCGCCUUUAGAUCAAGACAGUGGCAAGGAUGAGUGGGAAAGUUCUUUCUCUGCUCCAUUUUUGGUUGGGGCCCUGCAGAUAUGUGAUUUGCCCUGUGGAAAAAAGUUCUGGGUAAUUUGCAUGAUGCCUGUAUUUUUCCUCCCUGGCCCCCACAAUGCAGUUCCAGCCCAAACUGGGUAGGUUUGCAGCUGUUGUUCGUUCAUGGGUAAAAAAUGUUGGCAAUCAGUUCAUGGCUGUCCCAAAGACAAAUUCUCAGUCUUGACCAUUUAAUUUACAAAUAUUUGCCCAGACUAUGCAAAAUAGUUGCAGUUUACUUCCUGCCAUCCCCCUCCCCCCGCAAAUUUAACUGGCAAAGUGAUAUUAGAUUAAAUCUCCUCAACUAAAUUCUAUCAUCUGAAUAAGUUGGACUCAUCUAAAAAACUUUCCUGGCGAGUAGAUGUUCUUUAUUUGUGAAGUGCUGGAUGGGUAGGGAAAUAGGUCUGCUGAAUAGGAGGUGGGUUGAGAGUAUGGCCAGAUCUCUGGAAUCCCAAAUUAUUCAAUACAUGCAUGGAACAGAAAAAAGAGCAAAUAUUGCCCAGAUAAACAGUUUUGCCCAGUAGAGCUUUGUGGGCUAAUGGGCUGCAUGUUCCAUUAAGAUGUUUUAGUUUCAAUUAAAGCAGAGGGCUCGGCUUACUUGAGUACAGUUAUUUACCCUGCAGGUUGAGCAUCUUUCAAUUUACUUGACAUAGUCAUAUAGGCAAGCAAGAUGUUUCUCAGUGACCAAUCAGAAUCUGGCUUAAUAAUGGUAUUCAUCUGCAUGUAAUUUUAGUAUGUUAGAGAAACCUGCAUUCAUUUUGAAAUGUGAUCUGUGUUUUGAUGCAGUCUGUUUCUGUUGAAUUCUAUUGUUACCCCUCAUUUGUCCAAGAAAGUCCUCUGCAAGGUCAUUGCUUUAAAAAAAAAGUUUGUCAUAAUUGUAUUACAAUUUAACUGUUAUUGAAUAAUAUAUAAGUUAUAUUAUAAAUAUGUGUAACCAUGCUGUAAAUAAUGUGUAUUUGUAUAGAAAUACAUUACUACUUGACUCCCAUGUGAAGCACAGUACAGAUAUAUUUAUCCAUAAUAUGUUUUUGCCAAUAAUAGAGAAUGCUUAUCAGGAUGAUGGAAAGUACUUUCUGUGGCAAUAUUGUCUGUUCAAUAAACUGUGUGAAAUACUAAAAAUA